AUGGCUGAGGAGAUAGUCAGAGUGUUUCCCAUAGUAGUGUCGAAACUGAUCGAUAUGUAUAACCGCAAAAGCGGGAAUGUGAUGAGCGGGUUAUUAACGGGGCAGAAGACACUUGGCAAUUUUCGCGAUGUAGCCGAUGUUAUUCCGUUGAGUGGAUCUUCGUUUUUAAUUGAUGAGAAUGAGCUCAUUAAAUCGGUUGGAAGUCAUACCAAAAAUUUUGAAGAAGAACUUGUCAUUGGGUAUUUCACCAUUGGAGACGAGGUCCAAGAACCAAAGGUCAAUGCACUCCACACCUUCUUUAACUCAAUGAAAAAAGUCCCUGUUGUUGUCAUGGCAGGGAAAAAGGAUGGGAAGUUUGUGAUUAAAGCGUUUGGAUCAAAUUUGCCAGACGCGAAAACACAAUGCAACUUUAAGGAAAUCAAAGUCACUUACCCAGUGGACGCACUCGAUAAGAUCAUCGCGUCGUGUUAA
Entamoeba invadens IP1 is the source of this 471-nucleotide messenger RNA. RefSeq lists its product as hypothetical. Bases 1 to 471 code for a protein of 156 amino acids. The record is from RefSeq and is a predicted model, not a curated record. The transcript has a single exon. Lineage: Eukaryota; Evosea; Mastigamoebida; Endamoebidae.